AUGAGCCUCAACAGGUCCCAGGAGGAGAGCCCAGAGGUCAAAGAUGCUUUCAAAGACAUUUCCAUAUACUUCUCCAAGGAAGAAUGGGCACAGAUGGGAGACUGGGAGAAAAUCCGCUAUAGGAAUGUGAAAAGGAACUAUAAUGUGCUGAUUGACAUAGGUCUCAGAGCCCCUCGACCGGCUUUCAUGUGUCACCGAAGACAGGCCACCAAAUACAAGGUGGAUGACACUGAGGAUUCUGAUGAAGAAUGGACACCUAGGCAACAAGUCAAACACCCUUGGAUGGCCUUCAGAAUGGAACAGAGUAAACGCCAGAAGGUGAGUAAAUGCAUGUUGUCUUUUAAUAUGCAUUUGAAGGAAUUGUCAGGACCAGCAAGUUUACCGAACAUUAGUGGCUCAGAGCAGCACCAGAAACAUAUGUCCUCUCCCAGAGAAGCAAGUACCUCUGGACAGCAUUCUGGACGAAAAUCGGAUCUCAGGAUAAAGGAGAUUGAAGUGAGGAUGUAUAGCCUGCGAGAAAGAAAGGGCCAUGCUUACAAAGAGGUCAGCGAGCCUCAAGAUGAUGACUAUCUCUAUUGUGAAAAGUGUCAGAACUUCUUCAUUGACAAUUGUGCUGUUCAUGGGCCCCCUACAUUUGUAAAGGACACUGCAGUGGAGAAGGGGCACCCCAACCGCUCAGUCCUCAGCCUGCCCUCUGGGCUGGGAAUUAGAACUUCGGGCAUCCCUCAGGCUGGGUUUGGAGUAUGGAAUGAGGCAUCUGAUCUACAACUGGGGCUGCACUUUGGCCCUUAUGAGGGCCAGGUCACAGAGGACGAAGAGGCAGCCAACAGUGGAUACUCCUGGCUGAUCACCAAGGGGAGAAACUGCUAUGAGUAUGUGGAUGGGAAGGAUGAAUCUCAAGGCAACUGGAUGAGGUAUGUGAACUGUGCCCGAGAUGAAGAGGAGCAGAACCUGGUGGCCUUCCAAUACCACAGGCAGAUCUUCUAUCGGACCUGCCGAGUCAUCAGGCCAGGCUGUGAACUGCUGGUCUGGUAUGGGGAUGAGUAUGGCCAGGAACUGGGCAUCAAGUGGGGAAGCAAGUGGAAGAAAGAGCUCACAGCAGGGCAAGAACCAAAGCCAGAGAUUCAUCCAUGUCCAUCAUGCUCUCUGGCCUUCUCCACUCAGAAAUUCCUCAGUCAACAUGUAGAACGCACCCACCCCUCUCAGAUCUCCCAAGGAACAUCUGGAAGAAAAAACCUCCGACCACAAACUCCCUGCCCCAGGGAUGAGAAUCAGGAGCAGCAACAUUCUGAUCCAAACAGCAGGAAUGACAAAACCAAAGGUCAAGAAGUCAAAGAAAUGUCAAAAACCUCUCAUAAAAAGACACAGCAGAGCAGGAUUUCAAGGAUAUUUUCCUGCCCACCCAAAGGACAAAUGGGGAGUUCUAGGGAGGGUGAAAGAAUGAUAGAGGAAGAGCCCAGACCAGACCAGAAAGUGGGUCCAGGGGAUACAGAAAAAUUUUGUGUGGCAAUAGGGAUCUCAGGAAUUGUAAAAGUCAAGAAUAGAGAGUGUGUGCAAAGUUUCAGUAAUAAGUCAAACCUCAGGCACCAGAGGACACACACAGGGGAGAAGCCCUACAUGUGCAGGGACUGUGGGCGAGGAUUUAGUCAUAAGUCAUCCCUCUUCAGACACCAGAGGACACACACAGGGGAGAAGCCAUAUGUGUGUAGGGACUGUGGGCGAGGAUUUAGUCUAAAGGCAAAUCUCCUCACACAUCAGAGGACACACACAGGGGAGAAGCCCUACGUGUGCAGGGACUGUGGGCAAGGAUUUAGUCAAAAGGCACACCUCCUCAGGCACCAGAGGACACACACAGGGGAGAAGCCCUACAUGUGCAGGGACUGUGGGCAAGGAUUUAGUAGAAAGGCAUACCUCCUCACACACCAGAGGACACACACAGGGGAGAAGCCCUAUGUGUGCAGGGACUGUGGGCAAGGAUUUAGUCAAAAGGCACACCUCCUCACACACCAGAGGACACACACAGGGGAGAAGCCCUAUGUGUGCAGGGACUGUGGGCGAGGAUUUAGUCAUAAGUCAUCCCUCUUCAGACACCAGAGGACACACACAGGGGAGAAGCCCUACAUUUGUAGGGACUGUGGGUAGAGCUUCCGUGAUAGGUCAAAUCUCCUCAGACACCAGAGGACACACACAGGGGAGAAGCUGUAUGUCUGUAGGGAGUGUGGGCAAGGAUUUAAUCUAAAGGUAACCCUCCUCACACACCAGAGGACACACACAGGGGAGAAGCCCUAUGUGUGCAGGGACCUUGGGUAGAGCUUCCAUAAUAGGUCAAAUCUCCUCACACAGAGGACACACAUAGGGGAAAAGCCCUAUGUCUGCAGGGACUUUGGGCGAGGAUUUAGUCAAAAGGCACACCUCCUCACACACCAGAGGAGACACACAAAUGCCUAUGCUUUCAAGAAGGGUUAA
This is a messenger RNA of Otolemur garnettii (small-eared galago), 2466 nucleotides long. RefSeq names its product histone-lysine N-methyltransferase PRDM9-like. Gene Ontology annotation, cellular component: nucleus. NCBI's taxonomy places the organism in Eukaryota, Metazoa, Chordata, Mammalia, Primates, Galagidae. Gene Ontology annotation, molecular function: protein binding; histone H3K4 methyltransferase activity; histone H3K36 methyltransferase activity. The record is from RefSeq and is a predicted model, not a curated record. Gene Ontology annotation, biological process: positive regulation of reciprocal meiotic recombination; regulation of DNA-templated transcription.